Messenger RNA from Cyprinus carpio (common carp), 1733 nucleotides. Its product is annotated as nucleoside diphosphate kinase 6, mitochondrial. Gene Ontology annotation, molecular function: nucleoside diphosphate kinase activity. The record is from RefSeq and is a predicted model, not a curated record. Gene Ontology annotation, biological process: CTP biosynthetic process; GTP biosynthetic process; UTP biosynthetic process. Lineage: Eukaryota; Metazoa; Chordata; Actinopteri; Cypriniformes; Cyprinidae.
GAUUCUGAUGAGAGCUGCGCGCGGUGUAACUUCCUAUGUUUAUUUCCGGGCAAGAUGGCGGUGCCCACGUAACGACAGCACGGAGCUCGCGGAGUUUAGAAACCAAGCCUUAUUUUUCUUGAGAAAUCAAUCUGAAAACAAAUUUAAACACCGAAUGAAAAACCGAAUGUUUUUUUCGGUCGAUCGCCUAUCGAUUAAUUUAUCCUGGUGCACAGCGCAUUGGAAAAUGAAAGAGCUGUGAAAUGUUCACGAGCAUUCAUGUGUGUUUAGAGCUGCUGGUUAUCGUGUGAAUAGAGACAAAUCCCAGGGAAACAUAAGAGCAUUGAUGAUUUGAGUAGAAGUAUAAGCCGUACAGUGAAGGCAUCGCAGGCAUGCGGUGUGUGAAGGCAUUGCAGCUCACUCUUGCGGUCGUCAAACCAGAUGCUGUGGCCCAUCCGCUCAUUCUGGAGGCUCUUCAUCAGAAGAUUCUCCAAAACUUCAUAAUAGUCAGAAAGAAGGAUCUGAUGUGGAGAACAGAAGAUUCAGAAAGGUUUUAUGCUGAGCAUGCAGGACGUUUUUUCUAUCAAAGACUGGUUGAAUUCAUGUCAAGUGGCCCAAUGAGAGUGUACAUCCUAGCCAGGGAAGACGCUAUCACUUACUGGAGGGGGAUGAUGGGUCCAACAAAAGUGUUUAGAGCUCGCUUCACUUCACCAGACACCCUGCGGGGCCAAUACGGGCUGACUGACACCAGAAACACUACUCAUGGUUCAGAUUCAGUUUACUCUGCCAAGAGAGAGAUUUCAUUUUUCUUUCCAGAAUUCAAUGCAGAUGAGUGGAUGUCGAGAGAAGAGCCACGUUUUAGGUUGGGACUUACUGAAUAUAAUGAGGAGAGACAAAUUCAUACUCUCCAGGACACAUGAUGAUCACUGGUUUUACACGACUACAUCAAUGUGACUUUUCAUCAGAUAUUUCACCAUUGUUUUUUUUUUCUCUGAAUUGCCAUGUUACUCUUUUGUGACCAUAACAUAUCUCUACCGCAGCUCUGCCAUCACUAUUUUAUUCAUUUGUUUUAUAUUUAUGUAUAAUUUAAUAUUUGUUCUAGCUUUGUAGUAGAUGUCGAUAAAUGUUUACCUCGACGUAGCAAAACUCUAAGCACAGUUCUUUUUUAAGUUAACACAGUAUCCUUGUUAUGAUGUACUAACAGAAUAUAGUUAGGACUGCAAAGGUGUAAAGAUGUGAAUUUAAAAUAUAUCAAGAGGUUUUUGAAACAUUAUUUAUAGUAAAUUUUGUAAUGAUUGUUUAUGUCCAUUCAACAUUUUUUUUUUUUUUUUUCCUUUAAACAGUGGGGGGUUUUGAUUUUAAUUUUAUGAGAUUCCUUUGAGAAACCCCCAAAAAUGUUAAUCUUUAAAUUAACUUGACAUUUUACAUUAAGAUUAGUUAUUGCAUUAGGUAUCAGGAACUAACAAUGAACAAUACAUUUUUAAGUUAAUGUCAAUUUAUUGUUAUUCUUUGUUACUUCAGUUCAUUAUAAACCAUUACUCAAAAAAAUAUUUAGGCCUAUUUAUUCAAGAUUUUAAUUUUUAAUUUAUCAAAUUUCCAUCCAUCUGGAUUAAACAAUGUGAUGUAUAUUUGUCAGUCAUACACGAAUGAAACAAGAAUGAGAUUUAUGUAAUGGUAUUAAAUCAAAUAUGUUUUAAAUGCACAAUAACCAGGUUUAUAAAUUCAUCAUCACUCAAUUAAAUUUAUUAAUCACA